AUGAAAGCCCGUGGGCAACAAAUGCAAACAUUGAUAGUCAAGCAACAAGACAGAUCCCAGGGCCAGCCAAGUCUUGUCAGUGUGAUGGGGACAGCCCCGGGACCAGGAGAACUAAAGGGUGCACGAUGGUACGAACUGCCUCUUGAAGAGCCUAGUAAUUUGCACUGGCUAUCUGGCGAAAAGCCUGGAUAUAUCAUAUCCCUCGAGAAAGCUUGUCAAACAGGAUCAGUUCCGGAUAUACAAGCAGUUAUCAAAUCGAAUCAUCUCUCUACAAUCAAACUCUAUAAGGCUCUACUCAUCACACUAAAUGCCGGACGCAUCCAUGCGUCUGCAUAUCUCCUGGAGAAUGGUGCACAAGUCGUAGGAUCCACACCAAGGAAUAUUCUCUCCGCACCAGUCCCUUCUCAAAUCCCUCUCUUCGAGCUCUUGAUUCAGCAUGGCUGGGAUAUUAAUAAAGUAGAGGAAGCAGAAGACCUUCUCCUUCCAAGUUUAUCCAUAGUAACGAACCUCCCACUUCUGGACUGGUUCCUAUGCCAUGGCGCAAAUCCUAAUGUAGGCUGGAGAGUUGCCGAUCCAACACUGAAAGCUGGUCUUGAUAAUUACUGCGCUGCUCUAGAAUUCGCUGCGAGGAAGGGAAGCAUCGAAGCUGUACGGAUGCUACUAGACGCGGGUGCGUGCGUAUCGAAUGGGACGCCGUUACACUCUGCGGCCGGAGCUCUUCCGCCUGGUUCCAAUGCACAUACUGGAAGAGUCACUCCUAGUGAGGAAUUUGAUAUCGGGAUGAUUCCCAUAAUGGAUGAUCUUGUGAAUGCUGGCGCAGAUGUCAAGCAGAGGAUUGAGACUUGUCAUAUGACUCCGGUCUAUGCUAUUAAUCAUGCUGUUAUGGCUGGGGCGGUGGAAGGGUGA
Messenger RNA from Penicillium malachiteum, 906 nucleotides. RefSeq lists its product as uncharacterized. Bases 1 to 906 code for a protein of 301 amino acids. The transcript has a single exon. Lineage: Eukaryota; Fungi; Ascomycota; Eurotiomycetes; Eurotiales; Aspergillaceae. The record is from RefSeq and is a predicted model, not a curated record.